Molecule: messenger RNA, 1311 nt
Organism: Lasiodiplodia theobromae
Lineage: Eukaryota; Fungi; Ascomycota; Dothideomycetes; Botryosphaeriales; Botryosphaeriaceae
Product: O-methyltransferase
Exons: 3
Coding region: 1-1311 (436 amino acids)
Molecular function (GO): O-methyltransferase activity
Source: RefSeq, a predicted model, not a curated record
AUGUCACUAACAGCGUUGGCGGAAGUUAUUUUGGCCAACGCCAAGGAGCUUGACCAGCGUGGGGUUGUCGAUGUCGAAUCCAAAAUCGGCUUCCGCGAUCUGACACAAAGUGAUCUCGACUGCCGUGCGCGUCUCAUUACCGCUAUCCGUGAGUUGCAUAGAAUGGCUCUCGGUCCUGCAGAAACCAUAUACAACAUGUUAAUGUCCAGCACCGGCGACAUAACCAGCCUCCUCGCCCUCGCACGCUACGACAUCCCCGCAAAAGUUCCAACCACCGGCAGCACGUCCUUCGCCGCCCUCGCAGAGCACACCAGCGGCGGCGCCCUCGACGCCGAAACCCUCGCGCGCCUCCUCCGCAACAGCAUCGUCGAAGGCAUCUUCGCCGAGCCCUCUCUGGGCCAGAUCCAGCACACGCCCGUCUCGCGCCUGCUCCGGGACCCGGACUUCACGGCCCUCGUCGGCUUCUACGCCGAGGAGAACGGCGGCGCCGCGGGCAGCACGACGCUCGACGCGCUGGCGCGCUGGCGCUGCUCGCGCGAGCCCGCUUGCACCGGUUUCGCCCUCGCGAAUGCUGGUGGAGGUGGAGGUGGAGGCGGAGGCACCGAAACAGGUGCUUACGAGUCGUUCUUCGCUGAGCUGGCGAAGGACCCGGCCCGCGUCAGGCGCGCCGCCGGUGCCUUCAACGCCCUGCCGCAGAUGCUGGUUCAGGGGCAGGACGGGCUGAGCCGGUCGCCGCUAUGGUGGGAGUUGGAUGAGUCCGCGGCCGCCGCUCAGCCGGACGGUUCCGCCGUCGUUGUUGAUGUUGGCGGCAAUCGUGGGCACGCGAGCAUGGCGCUGGCGGACGCGACGACGGAGCGGGUGCGGUUCGUGGUCGAGGAUUUGCCGGGCCCGGUGGCACUGGGCGAGGAAGGACUGCCGGAGUGGUAUCGCGGGCGCGUGUCGUUCAGGAUUCAGGACUUCUUCAAGGAGCAGGGUGUGAAGAACGCGGACGUGUAUUUCCUGCGGAAGGUCAUGCAUGACUUCCCGGACCAUUAUUGCGUCAAGAUAAUUCGGGCCCUGAUCCCGGCGUUGAAGGAGGGCGCGAGGGUCGUUGUGUGUGACAGGUUGAUGCCAGAGGCGUCGAAAGCUGGGUAUAAACAACGAGAGGCAAGAUUCAGUGAUCUUGCGAUGCUUCAACUGUUGAACGGUCGUGAACGUAGCGAGACUGAUUGGAAGAAAUUGUUUGCGGACGCGGACUCGAGAUUUGAUGUUGAGUUUGAGCAUUGGACUGGAAAUCUUCAUGGGCUGGUUAUAGCGACCUGGAGACCAUGA